AUGAAAAUAAGAAACAAACCAGUCGUAGCAGUAUUGGACUCUGGAGCAGCAGUGAGCAUAAUGUCAAAGAAAUUGCUUACCAAGCUCAGACUACAGAUUUCGGAACCAUCUAAUGCUGUUGUUGUCACCGCGAACGGAACACGGGAAAGAGCUCUAGGAAAAUUGAAGAACGUAGCACUACAACUAGGAAGAAUUACUGUACCAACAGACUUUCAAGUUAUAGAAUCUACGGAAGAAAUGAUGCUAUUAGGAAUGAGUUGGUUUAAGAAGUUAUGUGCACACCUAUAUUUUGACGAACAAAAGUUGAUCAUUACCCAUGGAGGAGAAAGCAUAGAGUUACCUAUUCACCAAGAAAAAGAAAUUAAGAUAGAGGAGCCGGAAGAGGAGGAGGAAGAGGAUUACGAGGAAGAUGACUAUUUCAACACAUAUGAGGAAGAAGAUCUAGAUGAAGUAGAAAGUUACUUGACCAAUAAUCAAGAGGACUUAUAUACUAACCCAUGGAUUGAUAAGCAGAGCCCGGCAGCAUAUUUGAUGAUGAUCGAAGAAGUUCUGACAUCCGAAGAAACCGAACGACCCAUAUAA
Molecule: messenger RNA, 582 nt
Organism: Acaulospora morrowiae
Lineage: Eukaryota; Fungi; Glomeromycota; Glomeromycetes; Diversisporales; Acaulosporaceae
Source: the annotation of a GenBank genome assembly